Messenger RNA from Pipistrellus kuhlii (Kuhl's pipistrelle), 2172 nucleotides. RefSeq names its product zinc finger protein 688 (gene ZNF688). The record is from RefSeq and is a predicted model, not a curated record. The transcript is spliced from 3 exons. Lineage: Eukaryota; Metazoa; Chordata; Mammalia; Chiroptera; Vespertilionidae. Bases 64 to 1059 code for a protein of 331 amino acids. Gene Ontology annotation, biological process: regulation of DNA-templated transcription.
CCCCCCUAGAGCGGCCAUUUUGUUUGAGGGCAAGCGGCCGGGCGGCCGGGAGGCGGCGGCGCCAUGUUGGCUGCGGCCGGAGCCAGGAUGUGGCCCUGUGUGGGGACGGCGCCUUCCGGGUCACCCGGGUGCCUGUGGCCACGCGGCCGCGAAGUGAAUAAACACCGAGGGGCCGGGGGGCCCCUGCCCGAGCCCCUGAGUCCCCCGCAGCCCGUCCCCGCGUCCCCGCUACCCCCGGGCCCGGGAGAGCUCAUGGCGCCGCCCCCGGCCCCGCUGCCGGCGCGGACCGCGGGGGCCGCCCGGCCCGGCCGCCAGGAGCCGGGCCCCGUGACCUUCGCGGACGUGGCCGUGUACUUCUCCCCGGAGGAGUGGCGGAGCCUGCGGCCCGCGCAGAGGGCCCUGUACCGGGACGUGAUGCGGGAGACCUACGGCCACCUGGGCGCGCUCGGCUUCCCCGGCCCCAAACCAGACCUCAUCUCUUGGAUGGAGCGGGGCAGUGAGGCUUGGAGCCCGGCCGCCCAGGACCCCGAGGGGGCAAGCGUAGGAGGCGCCCUGCGAGGAAGCGCCCCAGACGAGGAGGAGGAGGAGCCCGAAGCGGGGCCAGGAGCCCAGGGACCUCGGAGGACUCCCGGGAAGGACUGGCCCGCGGAGCUGGUGAAACUCAACCCCGACGGGGCCCUGGGCAAGGCCUCGGCCAGGGCCCUGAAAGCGGCCUGGGACCCGCGCGCGGGGCCGCCCCCGGGGCCUGGCAGGGGCUCGGCCCGCCAGCGGCGCCACGCGUGUGCGGACUGCGGCCGCCGCUUCACCUACCCGUCGCUGCUGGUCAGCCACCAGCGCAUGCACUCGGACGAGCGGCCCUUCCCCUGCCCCGAGUGCGGCAUGCGCUUCAAGAGGAAGUUUGCGGUGAACGCGCACCAGUGGACCCACCGCUCCUGCUCCGGGGGCCGGCGCGGCCGGAGGCCGGGCAUCCGGGCCGUGCCUCAGGCCCCGGUCCGCGAUGACCGGGACCCGCCCGUGCUGUUCCGGCACUACCCCGACAUCUUCGAGGAGUGCGGGUGAGUGGCUCCCGCGUGUGGGGUCGAGCCUGACCUUGGCGAAAAGGACCGACUGGGCCCUGACGCCUACAUCAGGGGCUUGGGAACCCAGAUUCACUCCUUGGGCUUCCCUCCAGGAUCCCUCAGGUUUUCACACAUGUAAAAAGGAAAGUGCCUGUAAAGAUUCAACUAGGCUCAACUUGACACUCCUCUCCCCAGUUUUUCUAAAAAGUGUGCGAGACGCUAGACUUUUCUCAGUGCUGUUUCAGUAGCAGGUGCAACCAAGACCUUUGCUGUCUCAAAAGCACCCCCUGCUGCUUAUCUGCCUGAGAGGUAAAGGCUGGGACUGAGGCCUGGGAGAGGGCCCCGAGGCCGGGGCCAGGCCCGGCUAGCUGAGCCACGGGGAGCCGGGAGCGGGAGUGGGUGGACAGCACCGAGCGGGUCUCUGCACAGGCACAGCUGGUAAGUCUCGCCCUCCCAGCCUCACUCCCUCAUCUGUAAAAUGAGGAUUAUUAAUGUCUACCUCAAGGGAAAGGGUUACUGUGAAGACUGAAAUUUAAACAGUAUAGUAUGUAUGACAUAGUAAAUGUGCAAUAAAUGUGUUGAAAGAGUGAAUUAUGGAGAUUUUACACCCAGAAAGGCUAAGGAGGCAGGACAUGAAUAUCAAUAGCCAUGUUUUGCAGAUGAGUAAACUGAGGCUCAGAGAUUAAGUGAUUUUUUUCAACAUUUCAUUGCUUUAAGACAGCAAAGCUGGAAACUGACACUACCACUUUCUCUGAGCUGCUUAAUGGGUUCUGGGUUUACUUUUUAGUGAACACAGGUCCCGCUCAGGUAAGAGCUGAGAUCUGGGCAGGAAGCCAGCAGGACAGCAAACAGCAACUACAGGAAAGGUUUUUUGGCCAUGGCCAGCUAGCUCAGCUGGUUAGAGUUGUGGUUGGCAAAUUCCUUAGUCAACAGAGCAAGCCGCAGUUUGCCAACCACGGGGUUGGAGCAUCAUUCUAAUAUGCCAAGGUUGUGGGUUCUAUUCCCGGCCAGGCCACAAACCAGAAUCAACCAGAAAUACAUGGAUAGGUGGAACAAUGGGUGGAUGUUUCUCUCAAUGUAUCUUGUCCUUUCUCUAUCAAUAAAUUAAUUUUUU